Racocetra fulgida is the source of this 141-nucleotide messenger RNA. NCBI's taxonomy places the organism in Eukaryota, Fungi, Glomeromycota, Glomeromycetes, Diversisporales, Gigasporaceae. The record is from the annotation of a GenBank genome assembly.
AUGCAUUUAGACGUGCAUUCAUCUAUAACGAAAGAAAUGCAAAUAUUUGGCGAACAAGGAGUAAAGGGCAUUUGGGAGUGGUUUGUUAAGAAUUUGUGUUCAAAAGUCGAAUAUAUUUUGCAACUGCGCAACAAUCCCUGA